CAUCAGAUGCUCACGACAUGCGGUAUACGCCAGCCUUGGCCUAUCGCGAACACAAGCUCGCUAAACUGUUCUAAGAGCGCAACUCUACGUCAGCCGGUUCCGCAAAGCAAGCAAGAUGUCGCACGCACUGCAAAUAGUUCUCCUUUUCGGAGCUCUCUGGAUCACUGAAACCUGUCACCAUCACCAUAAGUACAAGUGCGGAGUGAUCCUUAAAGACGGCGACAAAUGCAAGACGUUCGUGAUAUUCAAGAAGUACUACGGAGUGUGCUGCGGAGACCUGUGCGUGGUGCCGCCAGCGUCCAACCCGUGUCUGACGCCGCGCCCACCUUCGUCGACGACGACCAGCGCCACCAAUUGCUACGACGCGUGCGAGAAGCCAUGCCUGGCGGCGGAGUGCGGCGUGGCGCCAUCUGCCGACUGCCGCAAGCGGUGCGUCGAUCUGUGCUCGAUGAAGUGUGGAGGAGCGUAUCCCCCACCGCCGGUAUCGGGAUAGAACCAUGCACAAGGCGCAGUAGAGUUGAUCGCAGCCUAGGAAAAACGGGCGGCGCCGACCACACCUCGUCCAUGUGCGCCGUUGCUUCGGCUACUGACCACUUUGGCGUUUAAGAAGGUACCAGAGACAAAUGUACUAAUGAGAUACUUUAAAGAUAUACUAAAAUGUUUGAAAAUAAAA
This is a messenger RNA of Dermacentor andersoni, 673 nucleotides long. RefSeq lists its product as uncharacterized. Lineage: Eukaryota; Metazoa; Arthropoda; Arachnida; Ixodida; Ixodidae. The record is from RefSeq and is a predicted model, not a curated record.